AUGUCGCUUAAAACGGUACUGUCGCUGUUGGCCGCUGUCCAGGCUGUCCAGGCCGACUUCUCGCAUUCGGUGCAUUUCAAGACGGUUGAUGCGGUAGCUGCAAAGAGCAUUGCCGCAGCAAAGGGACGGCUGGUGCAGGGAAAUGCCGAUCUGUGGGCUGAACAGGGCUUCUGGUUCUCCAACUUCACCAUCGGUGGCAGCCCCAAUUUGGAAAUUUUAAUUGAUACUGGCUCCUCUGACGCCAUCCUGAACCCGGGCAUUUACAAGCCUGGCCCCAACUCGGCGUCGGGCCAAGUAUACCGGGAUGUCAUUACCCAGCACGGCGCCAAUCUGACGGUCUCCCAGCAGUACCUUGGAGCUAUCACCAGCCCCAAAUCACCGCCGACAUUCCCCCAUGACGGUCUCAUCGGAUACGCAGGCAUCGACAGCAGUGCUCUCGGCCGUACCCCGUUUUUCCAGAGUCUCUGCGACCAAGGCACACUAUCAUCCUGCCGCUUCGGGCUGGCGCUCAACUCUGACCAGACCGGCACGCUUUACUAUGGUUCCGUAGCGACGGAGAGCUUCAGUGGAAGCCUGAUUUCGGUGUCAGCCAGCGACCAAUGGAUCGUCACCGGUGAUGUUACUUUGAAUGGCGCAACGGUUCAGCGCAGCGCCUCCAUCAUCACAGAUUCUGGCACGACUGUAAUCUUCGGGCCCACCUCACAGGUCAAGUCGCUGUUCCAAAAGGCGGGCAUUCAAUCGGUGCAAAACAGCAAUGGCAUCACCGGCUACUACGCCUGCGAUGCGCCGCCUACCAUUGGGCUAGCAUUCAACGGCAACAACUUCAAUAUCUUGCCCGAGGCUCUGGCAUUCAGCCAGAACGGCAAUAACUGCACAGCUAGCAUCCACGGGACGAGUGCGUUUGGCAGCCAGUGGCUAGUCGGACAGGCAUUCUUUCAGGGCAAAUACAUUGACCACAAUGUCGACGAUGGGACCAUGGGCUUUGCCAACUUGCAGUAGUUGUCAUGUCUGGGAAUAUGAAUAAGAAUCUUAUUGUAUGGUGUC
Molecule: messenger RNA, 1044 nt
Organism: Trichoderma virens Gv29-8
Lineage: Eukaryota; Fungi; Ascomycota; Sordariomycetes; Hypocreales; Hypocreaceae
Exons: 3
Coding region: 1-999 (332 amino acids)
Biological process (GO): proteolysis
Molecular function (GO): aspartic-type endopeptidase activity
Source: RefSeq, a predicted model, not a curated record